AUGGCCAAAGAAACUAAGCUUUAUGACGUUCUUGGCGUUGCACCAACUGCCACAGAGCAAGAGCUCAAGAAGGCAUACAAGACCGGCGCCUUGAAGUUCCAUCCCGACAAGAAUGCCCACAACCCUGCUGCUGAGGAGAAGUUCAAGGAAAUCUCACAUGCCUACGAAAUUCUUUCCGAUCCCCAGAAGCGAUCUGUCUACGACCAAUAUGGUGAAGCCGGCCUCGAAGGUGGUGCUGGCGGUGGCAUGGCUGCCGAGGACUUGUUCGCCCAGUUCUUCGGAUCUGGCUCCUUGGGCGGCGGUCUCGGCGGCAUGUUCAGUGGCAUGCAGAAUCGUGGCCCGCCCAAGGCGCGCACAAUCCACCACACUCACAAGGUCACCCUUGAAGACGUCUACCGUGGCAAGAUUUCCAAGCUUGCUCUCCAGCGAUCUAUCAUCUGCCCCAAGUGUGAGGGUCGCGGUGGAAAGGAGGGUGCAGUUAGACGCUGCCCCGGCUGCGAUGGUCAUGGUAUGAAGACCAUGAUGCGUCAAAUGGGCCCCAUGAUCCAGCGCUUCCAGACUGUGUGCCCCGACUGUAACGGAGAAGGGGAGAUCAUCAAGGAGAAGGACCGAUGCAAGGGCUGCAGCGGCAAGAAGACCGUCGUGGAUCGCAAGGUGCUUCAUGUCCAUGUUGACCGUGGCGUCAGAAGCGGCACCAAGGUCGAGUUCCGCGGCGAGGGUGACCAGUCUCCUGGUGUCCAAGCUGGAGACGUCGUGUUCGAGAUCGAGCAGAAGCCCCAUACGCGUUUCACCAGAAAGGAGGACGAUUUGCUCUACAAGGCUGACAUUGAGCUCGUCACUGCUUUGGCUGGUGGCACCAUCUACAUUGAGCACCUGGACGACAGAUGGCUGAGCGUUGAUAUCUUGCCUGGCGAAGCUAUUGCCCCCGAUGUGGUAAAGAUGCUCCGCGGCCAGGGUAUGCCGUCGCCCAGACACCACGAUUUUGGCAACCUGUACAUCCAGUUCAACGUUAAGUUCCCCGAGCGAAACUGGACCGAUGAUGCGGAUGCUUUUGAGUCCCUCCGAAAGAUCCUCCCAUCGCCUGCUACCCAGGCAAUCCCUCCCCCGGACGCUAUGACCGACACCGCCGAUCUGGAAGAUAUCGAUAACCAGUCCCAAGCCAGGGUUUUCGGUGGAGCCGGUGGUAUGGAUGAGGAGGAUGAGGACGGUCACCCACAUGCUGAACGCGUACAAUGCGCAUCCCAGUAA
Messenger RNA from Pseudomassariella vexata, 1248 nucleotides. Its product is annotated as DnaJ domain-containing protein. Gene Ontology annotation, biological process: response to heat; protein refolding. NCBI's taxonomy places the organism in Eukaryota, Fungi, Ascomycota, Sordariomycetes, Amphisphaeriales, Pseudomassariaceae. The coding region runs from base 1 to 1248 and encodes 415 amino acids. The record is from RefSeq and is a predicted model, not a curated record. The transcript has 4 exons. Gene Ontology annotation, cellular component: cytoplasm; cytosol; nucleus. Gene Ontology annotation, molecular function: ATP binding; Hsp70 protein binding.